Molecule: messenger RNA, 1254 nt
Organism: Naegleria lovaniensis
Lineage: Eukaryota; Heterolobosea; Eutetramitea; Acrasida; Naegleriidae
Exons: 1
Coding region: 1-1254 (417 amino acids)
Biological process (GO): regulation of DNA-templated transcription
Molecular function (GO): zinc ion binding; DNA-binding transcription factor activity, RNA polymerase II-specific
Source: RefSeq, a predicted model, not a curated record
AUGAAUCUUACCUACAGAAAUAACUUGAAAGAGAGAGGUUGUUCAUUUCCUCUCCAUGCAUGCUCAGAGCUGGAAUUGAAACAACUGUCUUUGGAACCUUCCAACAUCGCAGAGUUCGAGUUAAACAACAGUAGGAAUUCCAUGCAAACGCUUCAUACCAACUCAAGCUCGAUACGAACAACGUUCAACUCUGACCAGAGGAGGUAUCACACCAACGGUCAGUAUUCCGAUCAAGAAUUUACUCCCACCUAUGCAGCCUCAAUGAUGAUGGACUUUUCGUUGACUGAUACUCUCCCUCAAGAACAACAACAACAACCACAACCACCAACAUUCAACUCUCAACACAUCCCUUAUCGUACUCGUGUGGAGGAAGUUUCACCCAUCAAGAAACAUGAUUCUCCUGAAAUGAUAGGCUUGGCUCCAACACCGACCACCAUAACUCUGACAAAACUUCCCAAGAGGAUGCAGCAUAACAGAACACCUCGUGCAUGUUCAGAGUGCAGAAAAGCACACAAGAAGUGUGAUCAACAACGUCCAUGCUUUCGUUGUGUGUUGAAUGGUACAGAAGAUUUGUGUGUGGAUUGUGAUACAGGUCGAAGAAGAGGUAGAAAACCCUUAAAAACCAGUGGGAAUUCAUUUGCCACAGUGCAUGUAUUUAAUACCAAGUUCAACACUCAGUCGAGCAGUAGUAGCAAUGAGAGUAGUACGACUCCUACAAAUAUUUCCACAGCAACGCCCAUAAUUCACAGUGCCAUGAACCAACCUGUAGUGAAUCAAGAACAACAUUUCAUUACGACCCCUAAUAUCAAUUACCAGCAUGGAUCGCCAGUCGUCACGCGAUCGAAUUCAAUCGUAGCACCUUCACCAAUAACGGAUAAUAGCAUCAAGUUCCAAAACAAAACGUCACGGUCAAGAGAACCGUUCAUGAGUGUCAUGCGAAUGGACAGGAGAGAACAUCAACAACAGGCAGGGCACUUUCCAAAUGAAACCAUUCAUUCACAUGUUUCAACAACAACUUUUCACGAGAAGAAUAUUCAUGCAAAUACUAGAACAAUGCCAAUGCGACCCGAAAUGAUUCCUUCGUGGAGUGUUAUCAAUAUCCAUAACAUGAUUUGUAAUAGUAUCAACAUGGAUGCUCCACUUCCAAUGACAGCUUGUUUUUCUCCCUCGAGCUAUGUUGCCCUUCCAUCAUUUAGAGAAUUGACUGAAAAUGUUGUAUACGCCACCAACUCUCAGGCUAUAUUGGAAAUGUGA